Gastrolobium bilobum is the source of this 1419-nucleotide messenger RNA. RefSeq lists its product as uncharacterized. The transcript is spliced from 2 exons. Gene Ontology annotation, biological process: positive regulation of DNA-templated transcription; response to stress. The record is from RefSeq and is a predicted model, not a curated record. Gene Ontology annotation, cellular component: nucleus. NCBI's taxonomy places the organism in Eukaryota, Viridiplantae, Streptophyta, Magnoliopsida, Fabales, Fabaceae. The coding region runs from base 1 to 1419 and encodes 472 amino acids. Gene Ontology annotation, molecular function: DNA-binding transcription factor activity; transcription cis-regulatory region binding.
AUGAAGGGUGAUACCAUUUCCAGGGUUAGAAAACCACGCAAGAGACGCAGUGGUGGAAGUGAUUCAGUGGAAAACACACUUGAGAAGUGGAAGAAGUAUAACAGGCAACAACAACUUGGUUGUGGAGAAAAUGGUGUGGAAGUGAUUCACAAAGUUCCUGCAAAGGGUUCAAGAAAAGGGUGCAUGAGAGGUAAAGGAGGGCCUCAGAAUUCUGAUUGCAAGUUCAGAGGUGUGAGGCAGAGGAUUUGGGGUAAGUGGGUUGCUGAGAUUCGUGAACCAAUCUCAUGUAAGCAUGUUUGUGAGAAGAAACCAAAUAGGCUUUGGCUUGGUACUUUCUCUACUGCACUUGAAGCUGCUCUUGCUUAUGAUGAAGCAGCUAGAGCUAUGUAUGGCCCUUGUGCCUAUUUGAACUUUCCUGAGUCUACAGUGAAGGAAAUAGUAUCUAAUGAUGGAUCAUCAUCUAGUGCUUAUGAUAAAAAAUCACCAAGUGGUGGUUAUGUGGAUACUUUGAAUGGUGGUGAUCUUGCUAAAGAUGAUGUGUUUGAGGGGAAUCUUCAUCAGUCUCAUGAAGACAAAGCCAAAUUUUCUGAGGUUGGUGUCUUUGAGGAAUCACAAGAGGAACUGGUUCAUUCUGAAGCUUGGGUGGCUGAUGUGUCAAUAGAAGAAUCAAAGGAAUUGGCAAUUGGCACUGUCCAAUGUCAAACAAAUGAGAAAUGUAAGGCAAUAAUUCAUCAAGGGUCUUUCAAGAAUGGAAUAAAUGGAGACAGUGAAGAAAUAGAGAGUGAAUCAGAGAAGGUUUUGAAAAACUCUAAGGAGCCUAUGGAUAUAGCAAGAAAUACAGAAGCUGAUUGUAGCUCUUCUGAUAAUACUGAACGUGUGAAGAGUGAAGAAACAAGAGGAGAAUCAGUGGAAACUUUGAAAUCAUGUGAGUUAAGCCAUAGGGAGGAAGUAAUUUCUGAAAUCAUGGAACUUUGUAGCAGGAAGUGCUCUACGAUUAGCCAUGUUCAUUCACAAAAUGAGCAAUAUAAAAAUGAACAGUUUGAUGAGAUGAAAACUGAGCUUAAGAGUUUGGAUUGCAAGCUGAGAGCCCAUUCUAUUGAUUGCAAAAACGAGACACCUAAAGUAGAGGAUUCCUAUCAUUCCAUGCAAGGAAUUCAUGUGUUAGGUGGUGGCACUGUUGGACAAAUUGAAAGAAUAUCCCAAGUUGAGGCUUUGAACAUCAAUACUAAUAGGAAGUUUUGUGAUAUUUCUCAACAGCUACAGAAACUGGGUGGUUACCUUCCUGGACAUUUGAAUAAUAUGCAAACUGCAGAGUUGGAAGUGGGUUAUGAUUAUAGUUUCUUAAGUCCUGACUAUGAUUUUGGGUUAUUGGAAGAACAGAAGUUACUUGAUGUAUGCUUCUCACAUAUAGGAUCUUAA